UGUCCUUUCGGCAGCCGCAGUACUCGCUUUCGGAAGUCUCAGCUUAACUGCUAUAUCUUGCGCAGAUAAACCUGUUCUUUGCGAACCCUUUGAAAACGACGACAUUUUGACCGCUCUGAAACCUGCAAUGCUCCGGGCAACUCGAACCUCGAACCUUCGGUUGUAUCAACGUCCAAUCUUCGCUGCCCCUCAUAAUCUCCGCAUCAAGCUCAAGUUCUCAUCCUUAUCCGAACCCCAGGGGUCUUACUCUUUGGACGAGUAUUGUGAUGAUUUUCUGCCGUGGUUGGAGCAAAAAGCUGGGGCUAAGAUCUCAUCGGUGCUUUCGAUCGGCAAAUCCGCUCAUGGAAGGUCCUUGUUUGCUUCUAAAACCAUACAAACUGGAGAAAACAUUUUGAAGGUUCCUUACUGUGUGCAAAUAACACCAGAUAAUCUUCUUCCGGAAAUAAAAUCUUUGUUAGGUGAUGAAGUUCUGAAUAUUGCCAAGCUUGCUAUUGUAAUUCUUGUUGAGCAGAAACUUGGCCAGAAAUCAGAAUGGGCCCCUUACAUCAGCCGUCUUCCUCAACCUGGGGAGAUGCACAAUACGAUAUUCUGGAGUGAAGGUGAGUUGGAGAUGAUUCAUCAAAGCUCGGUAUACCAGGAAACGAUCAAUCAAAAAUCUCAAAUUGAAAAAGAUUUCUGGGUAAUCAAGCCAGCUCUUCAACGCGUCCCUAAACUUCUUGGAGAUCUCACAUAUGAGGAUUUCAUGCAUGCAUGUGCAUUAGUUGGUUCUCGAGCAUGGGGAAGCACAAAGGGAUUAUCUCUGAUUCCAUUUGCAGACUUUUUAAAUCAUGAUGGAGCUUCAGAAUCAAUUGUAUUGAGUGAUGAAGACAAACAAGUCUCAGAAGUAAUUGCUGAUCGUAAUUAUGGUCCUGGUGAACAGGUAUUAAUAAGAUAUGGAAAAUUUCCAAAUGCUACCCUGAUGUUGGAUUUUGGCUUUUCUCUUCCAUACAACAUACAUGACCAGGUUCAGAUCCAGUUUAACAUACCUCAUGAUGACCUUCUACGUGAAAUGAAGAUUGAACUUUUGCAAAGACAUCGUAUCCCAACCAUUAAAGAUGGCAAUGUUUUCAAUUCUUCUGUGGAAUAUUUCACAAUCAAGGAAGUGAGGUCCCCUAAAGGAAAAGGGAAAGGUCUGCCACAGUCACUUCGUGCAGUUGCUCGUGUUCUAUCUUGCACCGCUCCUGAAGAACUUAGUGAUUUGGCUUUGGAAGCCACACAAAAUGAUGGCAGGCUGGCUAGACGUCCUUUGAAGAGCAGAAGCAAAGAGAUCCAGGCACAUCAGAUACUGUCAUUACGAAUCACUCAAAUAAUGGAGGACUAUAAUGCAGCUAUCAAGUCUUUGACGCCUGUCAGCUCUUCCUCCAUGUGUGAAAAAUUUGCUCUUAGAAAGCAAAUUGCUCGGGAUCUCCUCAGUGGCGAGCUUCGCGUUCUCAAAUCUGCUUCCGCAUGGCUGAACAAUUACUGCGCAACCCUGAGUACAAGCGCCUACCAUCGGGAGGAUAUUGGUGAUUACAGAACUAGUCCAGGAUGAAAAGGAGAGCUGUCAGAUAUUGGUAGUAGUCGUGAAUCACAUGAGAUCUGCGAAAAAAGUGGGCUUUUCAAAGUAGGCUCUUUUAGCACAGGGACGACCACAUUUAUGGUGCCUACGACGAUCCUGCAGCAACUUUGGAUUUUUGUCAUUGGUUGCAAGUAAAAAGAUGUCCUUUUAAACAAUUUUCUAAAAUACACGGGACUAAUAUGUAAUGUAGAUAAAUGUUAGAAACAAUAUUUUUAUUUCA
This is a messenger RNA of Alnus glutinosa, 1817 nucleotides long. RefSeq names its product ribulose-1,5 bisphosphate carboxylase/oxygenase large subunit N-methyltransferase, chloroplastic. Gene Ontology annotation, molecular function: protein-lysine N-methyltransferase activity; protein binding. Lineage: Eukaryota; Viridiplantae; Streptophyta; Magnoliopsida; Fagales; Betulaceae. The record is from RefSeq and is a predicted model, not a curated record. Bases 128 to 1570 code for a protein of 480 amino acids. The transcript has 15 exons. Gene Ontology annotation, biological process: peptidyl-lysine monomethylation.